CGCGGUUGGAAAAUGGCGGCGUAGGAGCGGGGUUCUCGCAUCCCCGCCCGCUCCGGCCGCCUCAGCGCCAUGACCCGUUGGGUUCCCACCAAAAGGGAGGAGAAAUACGGCGUAGCUCUUUACAAUUACGACGCGAGGGGACCAGAUGAACUUUCCUUACAGAUAGGAGACACUGUGCACAUAUUAGAAACAUAUGAAGGUUGGUACAGGGGUUACACGCUGAGGAAGAAAUCCAAGAAGGGCAUAUUUCCUGCCUCCUAUAUUCACCUUAAGGAAGCAAUAGUCGAAGGAAAAGGGCAACAUGAAACCGUUAUUCCCAAUGAGCUGCCCCUGAUUCAGGAGGUCACCACAACGCUGCGGGAGUGGUCCAUAAUAUGGCGGCAGUUAUACGUCCAAGAUAACAGGGAAAUGUUUCGCAGUGUACGGCACAUGAUAUAUGACCUUAUUGAGUGGAGAUCUCAAAUACUGUCUGGGACUCUCCCCCAAGAUGAGCUCAAAGAACUGAAAAAGAAGGUCACUGCCAAAAUUGACUAUGGAAACAGGAUUCUUGAUUUAGAUCUGGUCGUUAGAGAUGAAGAUGGCAAUAUUUUGGACCCGGAGCAGACGAGCACAAUCAGCCUUUUUAGAGCACAUGAAAUAGCAUCCAAGCAAGUGGAAGAGAGGUUGCUGGAGGAAAAAUCUCAGAAACAGAAUAUCGAUAUCAACAGACAAGCUAAGUUUGCUGCCACUCCUUCGUUUGCUUUAUUUGUAAAUUUAAAAAAUGUAGUCUGCAAAAUAGGGGAAGAUGCUGAAGUCCUCAUGUCUCUCUAUGAUCCCCAUGAAUCAAAAUUUAUCAGUGAAAACUAUUUGGUGCGGUGGUCAAGCUCUGGGCUCCCCAAGGACAUCGACAGGCUGCACAACCUCCGAGCAGUGUUCACUGACCUCGGCAGCAAAGACCUGAAAAGAGAGAAAAUCAGUUUCGUUUGUCAGAUUGUGAGGGUGGGCAGAAUGGAGCUGAGGGACAACAACACGAGGAAGCUGACCUCUGGGCUCCGGCGGCCUUUUGGAGUAGCAGUAAUGGAUGUUACCGACAUAAUUAAUGGGAAAGUUGAUGAUGAGGACAAACAGCACUUCAUACCAUUUCAACCGCUAGCGUUGGAUGACGCCAUUCGACACAAGCAGCUGAACAUAUCAUCCCGUUUUUCACCCAGGGUGGCAGGGGAGAAUGAUUUCCUUCAGACUGUUAUAAACAAAGUGAUUGCUGCUAAAGAAGUUAACCACAAGGGUCAGGGUUUGUGGGUGACUUUGAAACUUCUUCCGGGAGAUAUUCAUCAGAUUAGAAAAGAGUUUCCACACUUAGUGGAUAGGUCAACAGCUGUGGCUCGGAAAAUGGGGUUUCCUGAGAUUAUUAUGCCUGGUGAUGUUCGGAAUGAUAUCUAUGUAACGUUGGUUCAAGGAGAUUUUGACAAAGGCAGUAAAACAACAGCAAAAAAUGUAGAAGUUACAGUGUCUGUUUAUGAUGAGGAUGGGAAAAGAUUAGAGAGUGUUAUUUUUCCUGGUGCUGGCGAUGAAGCCAUCUCAGAGUACAAAUCAGUAAUAUAUUACCAAGUAAAGCAGCCUCGCUGGUUUGAGACUGUGAAGGUCGCAAUCCCUAUUGAAGAUGUGAACCGGAGUCAUUUGAGGUUCACGUUCCGACACAGAUCGUCACAGGACUCCAAAGAUAAAUCAGAGAAAAUAUUUGCCCUAGCAUUUGUGAAGCUCAUGAGAUACGAUGGAACAACGCUGAGAGAUGGAGAACAUGACCUUAUAGUUUAUAAGGCAGAAGCAAAGAAGCUUGAGGAUGCCUCCACAUAUUUAAGUCUGCCUUCCACUAAAAUAGAGCUGGAGGAAAAGGGACACUCUGCAACGGGGAAGAGCAUGCAGAACCUUGGUAGCUGCACCAUCAGCAAAGACUCUUUCCAGAUUUCUACUCUGGUCUGUUCUACAAAGCUUACCCAGAAUGUUGAUCUCUUGGGACUUCUGAAAUGGAGAUCUAAUACGAACCUGCUGCAGCAGAAUUUGAAGCAGUUGAUGAAAGUUGAUGGUGGUGAAGUUGUUAAGUUCCUCCAAGACACUCUGGAUGCACUUUUUAACAUAAUGAUGGAGAACUCAGAGAGUGAGACAUUUGACACGUUGGUGUUUGAUGCUUUGGUUUUUAUCAUUGGACUGAUUGCUGACAGAAAAUUUCAACAUUUUAAUCCUGUCCUGGAAACAUACAUUAAGAAGCAUUUCAGUGCUACAUUAGCCUACACCAAGCUGACUAAAGUGUUAAAAACAUACGUGGAUAACGCUGAGAAAUGUGGUAUCACUGACCAACUCUUCAAAGCCAUGAAAGCUUUGGAGUACAUCUUCAAGUUCAUAGUCCGGUCCAGGAUACUGUUCAAUCAACUUUAUGAGAACAAAGGAGAAGCAGACUUCAGGGAGUCUUUGCUGCAGCUCUUCAAGUCCAUCAACGAGAUGAUGAGCAGCAUCUCCGAUCAGACCGUCAUAGUGAAGGGAGCAGCUCUGAAAUACUUGCCAGCUAUUGUCAAUGACGUCAAAUUAGUAUUUGAUCCAAAAGAACUUAGCAAACUGUUUACUGAAUUCAUCCUCAACGUUCCCGUCAGCCGGCUGACCAUUCAGAAGCUCUACUGCUUGAUCGAAAUCGUUCACAGUGACCUCUUCACACAGCACGACUGCAGGGAAAUCUUGCUGCCAACAAUGACAGAUCAGCUCAAGUAUCACUUGGAAAGACAAGAAGAUUUGGAGGCUUGUUGCCAGUUGCUGAGUAACAUCCUGGAAGUGCUUUACAAGAAAGAUGUGGGGCCAACACAACGACAUGUCCAGAUAAUCAUGGAAAAGCUUCUGAGGACAGUAAAUAGAACAGUCAUUUCCAUGGGACGGGAUUCAGAGCUCAUCGGAAGUUUUGUUGCCUGCAUGACUGCCAUUUUAAGGCAAAUGGAGGACUAUCACUACGCUCAUUUAAUCAAGACUUUUGGCAAGAUGAGGUCGGAUGUUGUGGAUUUUCUAAUGGAAACAUUCAUCAUGUUCAAGAAUCUCAUUGGGAAGAACGUCUACCCCUUCGACUGGGUUAUAAUGAACAUGAUGCAGAAUAAAGUCUUCCUGCGAGCAAUUAAUCAGUAUGCAGAUAUGCUAAACAAAAAAUUUCUUGAUCAAGCCAACUUUGAGUUGCAGCUUUGGAACAACUACUUCCACCUUGCCGUUGCUUUUCUCACGCAAGAGUCCUUGCAACUGGAGAAUUUUUCAAGUGCUAAGAGGGCAAAAAUACUUAACAAGUAUGGUGAUAUGAGAAGGCAGAUUGGUUUUGAAAUCAGGGACAUGUGGUACAAUCUGGGUCAGCAUAAAAUCAAGUUCAUCCCGGAAAUGGUGGGACCUAUCUUGGAAAUGACACUCAUCCCCGAGACGGAGCUUCGGAAAGCUACGAUCCCCAUCUUCUUUGACAUGAUGCAGUGUGAAUUUCAUUCCACCAGAAGCUUCCAGAUGUUUGAAAAUGAGAUCAUCACAAAACUGGAUCAUGAAGUGGAAGGAGGCAGAGGAGAUGAACAGUACAAAGUGUUAUUUGACAAAAUCCUCUUGGAGCACUGCAGGAAGCACAAAUACCUCGCUAAGAGCGGAGAAACUUUUGUCAAACUUGUUGUCCGCCUGAUGGAGCGACUGUUGGACUACAGGACCAUCAUGCACGACGAGAACAAGGAGAACCGCAUGAGCUGCACUGUCAACGUGCUGAAUUUCUACAAGGAAAUUGAGAGGGAAGAAAUGUACAUAAGGUACCUGUACAAACUGUGUGACCUGCACAAAGAAUGUGAUAACUAUACAGAAGCUGCCUACACGUUGCUCCUGCAUGCCAAACUUCUCAAGUGGUCAGAAGAAGCGUGUGCAGCGCAUCUUACCCAGCGGGAUGGAUACCAGGCUGCUACUCAAGGACAGCUGAAAGAUCAGCUGUAUCAAGAAAUUAUCCAUUACUUUGACAAGGGCAAGAUGUGGGAAGAGGCCAUUGCCUUGGGUAAAGAGCUUGCAGAGCAGUAUGAAAAUGAAAUGUUUGACUACGAACAACUCAGUGAACUGCUGAGAAAACAAGCACAAUUCUAUGAAAACAUUGUGAAAGUGAUAAGACCAAAACCAGAUUAUUUUGCUGUUGGAUACUAUGGCCAGGGAUUUCCAACUUUCAUAAGGAACAAAGUCUUCAUUUACCGGGGAAAAGAGUACGAGCGGCGCGAGGACUUUGAGGCCAGGUUGUUAACUCAGUUUCCCAAUGCAGAGAAAAUGAAGACAACGUCUCCACCGGGUGACGAGAUCAAAAACUCCUCUGGCCAGUAUAUCCAGUGCUUUACUGUGAAGCCAAAGCUUGAUUUGCCACCCAAAUUCCACAAGCCGGUGUCAGAACAAAUCGUGAGCUUCUAUAGAGUGAAUGAAGUCCAGCGGUUUGAGUACUCACGGCCCGUUCGAAAGGGAGAGAAAAACCCAGACAACGAAUUUGCGAAUAUGUGGAUCGAGAGAACCAUCUAUGUGACAGCAUACAAAUUACCAGGGAUUCUGAGGUGGUUUGAAGUCAAAUCAGUUUUCAUGGUUGAAAUUAGUCCACUGGAAAAUGCAAUAGAAACCAUGCAGCUAACAAACGAUAAGAUCAAUAACAUGAUUCAACAACAUUUAAAUGAUCCAAAUCUACCCAUUAACCCUCUCUCUAUGCUACUGAACGGCAUUGUGGAUCCUGCAGUCAUGGGAGGUUUCACCAACUAUGAGAAGGCUUUUUUUACUGAAAGAUAUAUGCAUGAGCAUCCGGAAGAUCAUGACAAGAUUGAAAAACUGAAGGACCUGAUAGCUUGGCAGAUCCCAUUCCUGGCAGAGGGCAUCCGCAUUCAUGGUGAGAAGGUGACGGAGGCACUGAGGCCAUUCCAUGAGCGGAUGGAAGCUUGCUUCAGGCAGCUGAAGGACAAAGUUGAGAAGCAGUAUGGUGUCCGAGCUGUGCCUUCCAGCCUAGAUGACAGACGAGGCAGUCGGCCAAGGUCCAUGGUGAGGUCUUUCACGAUGCCAUCGUCUUCAAGGCCGCUGUCAGUUGCCUCAGUGUCAUCCAUCUCCUCAGACAGCACUCCUUCUCGGCCGGGCUCAGAUGGGUUUGUGCUUGAGCCCCUCCUGCCAAAGAAGAUGCAUUCCAGAUCUCAAGAUAAAUUGGACAAGGAUGACCUAGAUAAAGACAAGAAAGAAAAGAAGAAGGAGAAAAGAAACAGCAAGCAUCAGGAAAUAUUUGAUAAAGAAUUUAAGUCUACUGAUAUUUCUCUGCAGCAGUCUGAAGCAGUGAUCCUCUCAGAAACGAUCAGCCCGCUGAGACCACAGAGACCAAAAAGCCAGGUCCUCAACGUCAUGUCAAGCGAAAGGCGUUUCUCCGUCUCCCCUUCGCCUUGCAGCUCCCAAGUGACACCACCUCCCAUAACUCCACGGACAAAACUCUCUUUCAGCAUACAGUCCAAUCUGGAGCUGAAUGGCAUGUCUGGUGCUGACCUGGCUGACAUCCCUCCUCCUCUGCCUCUCAAAGGAAGCAUGGCCGACUAUGGGAAUCUCAUGGAAAGUCAAGACUUGAUCAGUCCGACAACAUCCCCCCCUGCUCAUCAGAGGCACCUGCCUCCUCCGCUGCCCAGCAAGACCCCCCCACCUCCACCUCCAAAGACAACUCGGAAGCAAACAUCUGUUGACUCGGGGAUUGUCCAGUGAAGAAAGAAGCCUUCUUUUCCAAAGAUAAAGCUGUAACAAUUCACUUCCCUAAGUAUUUUCAAGUAUAUAAUGUUUACCUCGUUCAGGCACGCAGUAUCUAACGUUUAGUGCAAUGACUCUAACUCGGUAAGAAUCUGCUUCUGGCAGUGUUUUGGAAGCACCACUACAUUAACCCCCUUUCUGGGGAUAUUUCCUCCCAUAACUUGAAAGGAAUCUGCAUUUCUACUUGAGCCCGGGAGGCAUUCACCAACUGACAGCACCCUCUUCCUCAACCUCCCUCGUUCUUAUUCCGCAUAACUUCAGGCACGCAGGUAGCUGUGGAGAUUAAGGUAGGAGCUGAAUAUUUUGUAACUAAGGCAUUUAGGUAGCUGUGGAGUUUUAAAUGAACUGAGUAUUUUGUACUUAAUCUCAGUGUAUAUAGGAAUCAAUGGCAAUAUUCACAGUGAAUUUGAUGCACGUUGGAUUAGGCUUUGUGAUAAUGAGAAGCUGCAGUAGGAUUUCCCCGAAUAACAGUUAUCUCCAGGCCCUGCAAUCAGACACAGCUUAUUUGUGUCAUACGUCUUCAUUUCUGCCGUGUCAUGAAUAAGCUGAGAGCUGAUGGCCUUUUUAAAACCAGUCGUUUACAUUUUCAUUCAGUUAGCUGUUCUUUGCAUCAUCAGCUGGUAAACCAGGACAGCCUCUUAGCCAUGGGUGGGCACGAGCAUAUAGGAAAAGAAACAAAGCACACAGGUAGAUUUGUGGUCAUUCUAGACCUCAGUACAAGGAUGAGGAAAGCUUCUUUUUCAUUUGAAUGUGUAAUAUUUCAUGUGGAUUAGGGUGAACUGGGUGGAAUCACUUUGUGCCAUCAUUCUGUACAGAAUGUGUAUAUACGAUGGUUUUUAGAAUGUUUAAUUUUUAUGCUGCCUGCUUUUCAUGUGAUAAUGAAUUAAUGUACCUACAAGAAAUGCCUUACAUAUUUUUAAUUUCUUAAUUGCUGAAAGUGUUAAAAAAAAAAAAAAAAAAAAAAAGCUAAUUUUUUUCCAAUUAUUGGCCUCUGAAAAAUAUUGGACAGUGAUGGGGAGGGGCGUUGGGAGGGAGGAAGGAAACUAACUAUACUGUAGCGUUUUUUAUUGUCAUCACACUUCUGUUUUUUACUAUCUGCAAUCUUUAUACUCUUAUGGUAGAUUGUUUUUAAAUAUACCACUGACUCAAAAAAAUAAAAUACUAUUUUAAAAAUUUGUCUUAAGAAACUGAAUACAUUUCCUUGGUGUUUUCCCGUCUUCCUGCAGAAUUUCAGUAUUGUGCUCAGCGCAGGGCUGCUAUAAGUGCUGACUUCUGCUUUUUUUUGUAGGUUAACAGGCAGAAGCAUGCUUUACACAGCAGUGAAACAGUAAUGUAAAGGCAGAAUGGUUGUCCUUUCAUAAAGAGUGGCUCAAAUAGUUAAUUAUGUGCUUAUAAUUUUGCUUGUAAACAUCAUGGAACUUUGGGUCAAUCAAACGCUUUGCUUGCAAUGAGAGAGCUAUCAGAAUUAACUGCUACAGAUUGUCCUUCACUUCCCUACUUGUUUUGGGACUGGUAUAAUCUCCUUUCAAGAGAAACAAGCUGAAAAGGAUUCUUUCUGUUGAUCAACAAUGUACUACAAUAUUAACUCUGUAAGUCAUUAGUUUAAUUGAAGAUCAGUUUAAAUUCUUGUAUUGUUACUGUGCUGAAGACUGUUGGGAUUCUGGUGAGUUUUCCUCUUUUCUGUUCCAUUUGCAUCCUGAAGUCAACAAGAGAUUUUCACAUGGACCUUUAAUUGAAUGGUUAUGAGCCGUAUUUCUGAUAAUGUGUUUGUUUUCACACAUCUUUUACAAAUUCCUGUGCUCAUGCAGGUGUUAUGGUUUGGCCCUACAACACUUCUCGAACAAGAGCUGCAGUUUUAAAUUGGCCUUGCACUGCAAACUUUAAAUCUCAUACAUGUGUUACAAAUAUACAAGCUGAGAUAAGGGGUUGAAAAUCAGACUCUCAGAUUCACUUUCAGGCCCAAAUUGUCACCAUUUUUUCAAUCUAACAGCUUCUAGGCUUCGACUCAUGUAAAACCCAGCCAGAACAAAUCAUUACCCUCCUCAAAGUGUUGUAAAAAUGCACUUCAGCAAAUCCAAAACCUAAUUCAGUUACAGUCUCUAAGCAAUGAACAAUCCUGCGAAGGCUGUUAUUUUUCCUACAGUAUAUUGUCUUCCUUUAUCCUCCAGUGGUGGUACAGCAGAACAUACAAACGCAGUAUGAAUUUCUUGUGACACUGCAGCAAAGCUCAGCUCACAUCAAAGAGCUCUAUGUGAGAAAAUACAGGAAAAUAAGAUUAUUUAAUGUUACCCAAAGUAGUGUCUCUCCCACUUUCGUUGCCAUACUCGUGUACUCACAAGAUCUGAGGUGUGCUUGUCCAAGAAACUG
Lagopus muta (rock ptarmigan) is the source of this 8133-nucleotide messenger RNA. RefSeq names its product dedicator of cytokinesis 1 (gene DOCK1). The record is from RefSeq and is a predicted model, not a curated record. Gene Ontology annotation, biological process: small GTPase-mediated signal transduction; cell migration. Gene Ontology annotation, cellular component: plasma membrane; cytoplasm. Gene Ontology annotation, molecular function: guanyl-nucleotide exchange factor activity; small GTPase binding. Lineage: Eukaryota; Metazoa; Chordata; Aves; Galliformes; Phasianidae. Bases 70 to 5724 code for a protein of 1884 amino acids. The transcript has 52 exons.